Manacus vitellinus (golden-collared manakin) is the source of this 1183-nucleotide messenger RNA. RefSeq names its product keratin-associated protein 5-4-like. The record is from RefSeq and is a predicted model, not a curated record. The transcript has a single exon. Lineage: Eukaryota; Metazoa; Chordata; Aves; Passeriformes; Pipridae. The coding region runs from base 16 to 1122 and encodes 368 amino acids.
CACACUCCCAACAACAUGUGCUCCACUGGAUGUUGCUCCACAGGAUGCUGCUCCGUCGUGAAGACCAAGACCGUGUGCUGCAGCCCCUGCCAGAAAACCGUGUGCUGCAGCCCCUGCCAGAAAACCGUGUGCUGCGAGAAGAGCGUGUGCUGCAGCCCCUGCCAGCAGUCCUGCUGCUGCGACCCGUGCCAGAAGACAGUGUGCUGUGACCCGUGCCAGAAGACAGUGUGCUGUGACCCGUGCCAGAAGACUGUCUGCUGUGACCCAUGCCAGUCUGUGUGCUGUGACCCGUGCCAGCAGGCAGUCUGCUGUGACCCAUGCCAGAAGCCCUGCUGUGAUCCAUGCCAGACUGUGUGCUGUGACCCAUGCCAGAAGCCCUGCUGUGACCCAUGCCAGACUGUGUGUUGUGACCCAUGCCAGAAGCCCUGCUGUGACCCGUGCCAGACUGUCUGCUGUGACCCAUGCCAGAAGCCCUGCUGUGACCCGUGCCAGCAGGCAGUCUGCUGUGACCCAUGUCAGAAGCCCUGCUGUGACCCGUGCCAGCAGGCAGUCUGUUGUGAUCCAUGCCAGAAGCCCUGCUGUGACCCAUGCCAGCAGGCAGUCUGCUGUGACCCAUGUCAGAAGCCCUGCUGUGAUCCAUGCCAGCAGUCCAGCUGCUGUGACCCGUGCCAGACUGUGUGCUGUGAUCCAUGCCAGAAGCCCUGCUGUGACCCAUGCCAGCAGGCAGUCUGCUGUGACCCGUGCCAGAAGCCCUGCUGUGAUCCAUGCCAGCAGUCCAGCUGCUGUGACCCGUGCCAGUCUGUGUGCUGUGACCCAUGCCAGCAGUCCAGCUGCUGUGACCCGUGCCAGUCUGUGUGCUGUGACCCGUGCCAGUCUGUGUGCUGUGACCCGUGCCAGAAGACUGUCUGCUGUGACCCGUGCCAGCAGCCCGUGUGCUGCACCAAGGUGUGCCAGAAGUCCAUCUGCUGUGUGCCCCGGCCCUGCUGCUCCUCCUGCUGCUCCUACGUGGUGAAGAAGCCCGUGGUGGUUUGCUGCAGCCCCGUGCAGUGCUGCACCACUGUCAGGAAGUGCUGUGUCCCCUGCAUCCCCAUCCAGCAGUGCUGCAUCAAGAAGAGCUGCUGAGCUGUCCUUGGGUGGCAAAAGCACCUCUGCCAGCUCCACGUCUGGUGUGCGAUGAGAACAG